Messenger RNA from Osmia bicornis bicornis, 3009 nucleotides. RefSeq lists its product as uncharacterized. The record is from RefSeq and is a predicted model, not a curated record. NCBI's taxonomy places the organism in Eukaryota, Metazoa, Arthropoda, Insecta, Hymenoptera, Megachilidae. The transcript has a single exon. The coding region runs from base 1 to 3009 and encodes 1002 amino acids.
AUGAAAAAGAUGGGUGCGGCAAAAAUUACAAAAGGAGUGAUCACGUCGCGAUUGGAGUUGCUGGAACGAAACUGGACAUCCUUUUCGGAGAAUCAUAAUGAAAUACUGGACGCUUACUCGAAAACUGGAUCGGAAAACCCUUACUUUAAACAGGAUUACAUGGGAACAUGCGAAGAGGCCUACAUGCAACAAAAGGUAAUACUGCUGGAUCUGCUCGACGACGUUCCUGCUGGUAAGGCCGUUCCAACUCAAUUAAACGCAACUCCCCGUUCCUUACCAAAAAUAGACCUUCCGAAAUUUGCUGGGGACUACAGCUGUUGGGCUAAUUUCCGUGACCUAUUUCAAUCGCUCGUAAUAGAAAACCAUUCGCUCUCUAAUGUCGAAAAACUCCAUUAUCUAAAGACAUGCUUAACGGAUGAGCCCGAGCUCUUGAUUCAAAAUAUACCGGUUACGGACAACAAUUUCAAAAGGGCGUGGGCCGUGCUAACUGAACGUUAUCAAAAUCUAAGAGUUCUCAUUAAUUCUCACUUAACCAAUUUAAUGUCUCACUCCUCUAUGAAGAAGGAAUCGGCUCGAGAACUCAAAAACUUGAUGAACCGGACAACCGAUGCCGUUCAAGCUAUGGAAGCUCUGAAGAGGCCAGUUCAAUACUGGGACGACUGGCUCGUUUUUAUUACAACCGAAAAACUGGAUCAAAAAACACGCAUGGCCUGGGAGACCUCUUUCGAAUCGACUGCAGAUCCGCCAACCUUUGACCAACUACGUACCUUCAUGACCUCCCGGUCACGAGCGCUGGAAGCGGUGGAGGGACCUACUGGACCGUCGACCACACCUACUGGACCAAGCAACACUCUGAAACAAGAAAAGAAGCAACCUAUUAAUUCUAAUUUACGGUUUAAGGCACACGCAACGCACACCGCUGGAGAAGGGAAUCGUCGCUGCGCUAUCUGUAACAAGGAGCAUUUUCUACUCUUCUGUCCGACCUACAAGGGCAUGAAUCCGCGGGAGAGAAAGCAGAUUGUAACCGACAAGAGACUAUGCUAUAAUUGCUUAGCUCCACAUUCUUCCGCGAAUUGUAAGUCUACCAAACGCUGUCAACUGUGCGUAGGUAAGCACCAUACUUCUCUUCAUCAUGCUUGUGAACAACCUACUACUGCUCGCAAUUCUUUUCCUCCACAGGUACCAGAAUCUAAUACUAAUGCUUCCGAGAAUCUACCAUUGGAACGGGUUUCCGAUGUAACUGAGAGAUCAACUCACUGUGCUAUGACUUCCUGUUCGGCUAUUUCUUCGGUUUCUGUCGUGCUCGCAACAGCUGAACUUAUGGUGGAGUCAGACCGAGGAGAUAAAAUAAUCGUUCGCGCCUUGAUUGAUCCUUGCUCUGAGGUAUCUCUUAUUGAGGAAAGCAUGGCUGAGUUCUUGAACUUACGCAGAGUACCUGAGAAAAUUCCUGUUAUCGGUGUCGGCAAGACACAAACUUACACUAAAGGUAGGGUCUCUGUGAGAAUAAUGUCUCGUUUGAAUAAAUCUAUCUCGUAUAAUCUCAACGCUUACGUAUUACCGCGGUUGUCUUCGUAUCAAACCGCUAAAUCUUCUUGUUCCGCCUCGCUAGCUUACUUGGAAGGAUUGAUACUGGCCGAUCCUAACUUUUUGUCUUCAAGACGAAUUAACUUAAUUCUGGGAGCGGACAUCUACGCUCAAAUAAUAACUGCGGGCCUGAAACACGGUCCACCUAACAAUCCUGUCGCGCAAGCAACCACGUUAGGGUGGAUAUUAACUGGGCCAUUAAGGCAGUCUGAGAAUUCGGACACACAAACUAAUUCGGCUAUAACAUUACAGUGCUUGAUGAGAGAGUCGGAACUAGUAGAGACUUUAACUCGUUUCUGGAAGCUCGAAGAAGUUCCCUCGACUUCCAAUCAACUGACUGAGGAAGAGACUAUCUGUGAGGAUCACUUUUCUAAAACACAUAAACGAGAUAAAUCUGGCAGGUAUGUCGUUCGCUUACCCUUUAAAUCUUCUCCUGAGAAACUAGGCGAGAGUAGGGGAGCUGCCUGUACUCUUCUAGCUAAACUUGAAAGACGUUUUCGACUGAACGUCGAUCUGCAAACCGCGUGUCGAGAAUUUCUAAAAGAAUACGGCGAUCUAGGGCAUAUGGAGCGCAUCCCUGAACCUAUUCAAACUCCGGGUUCGACGUAUUAUUUACCACAUCAUGGUAUUAUGCGCGAAUCAAGUUCAACUACUAAACUCAGAGUGGUUUUCAAUGCUUCAUGUAAAACUUCUUCUGGCGUUACGCUAAACGAUCUGGUCCACAAAGGUCCUAACCUCCUCCCCGAAAUCUUCUCCUUACUAUUACGCUGGCGCAAGCACACUAUAGUUUUCUCGGCAGAUGUCGAAAAAAUGUAUCGGCAAAUUCGGGUAGCGGGUGAGGAUUGUGGCUUUCAGAGGAUCGUUUGGUGGGACACUCCUGACGAAGCUUUGAAAAUUUAUAAACUUACGACGGUAACUUAUGGGAUGGUUUGUGCUCCAUAUUUAGCCAUUCGAACUUUGCAUCAACUAAGUCGAGACGAGAAAGAAACAUAUCCGCUUGCAGCUCAUUGCAUAACUCGCGACGUUUAUAUGGACGACGUAAUAUCUGGCGCUGAUACUAAGGAGGAAGCCAGCCUUCUUCAGCGACAGUUAAUAUUGUUGAUGAGGGCGGGCGGCUUCAAUUUACGAAAAUGGACGUCAAACGAACCCGAACUCUUAAAGAAUCUUCCUGUAGAAUACUUAGCGUCUUCUUCUAAUCGUUCGUGCAAUUUCGAUGAAGUUUCUUCUCUACUAGGGUUGAAAUGGGACUCCACGCAGGACUGUUUCCUAUUUUCAAUCCGAUCCCGCUCUCAAGAGGGAAUGGUCACUCGAAGGUCCGUGUUAAGAGAAAUCGCUGGUCUGUUCGACCCCUUGGGACUCUUAGCUCCCGUAAUUACUUUCGCAAAAAUAUUUAUCCAAUCCUUAUGGCUUCUUAACAUAGAUUAG